This is a messenger RNA of Chironomus riparius, 1041 nucleotides long. The record is from the annotation of a GenBank genome assembly. Lineage: Eukaryota; Metazoa; Arthropoda; Insecta; Diptera; Chironomidae.
AAAGGCUGAAAUUGAAGGAAAUUGAUUUUGUCAUUGUGAAAUUUUAAUUAAUUGCAAGCUAUGCAUUUGAAAGUUGGAAUUAUACUCGUCAUUUGUGCAAUUGCAACUGCUGACUUUUCAUACGAUGGAACUAAGGGUCCAUCGCAUUGGGAGGAUGAUUACGCAACAUGUAAGGGAAAGCAUCAAUCACCAAUUGACAUUGACAUGCUGCACGUAAAGAAGGUCAAAUUGCCACCUUUAAGUUUUGAAAAUUUCGAUACGCAACCUUUAAGUACGACAGUAACAAAUAAUGGUCAUACAGUCAUGUUUACUGUGGAGAAAGAGCAAGGAAAAGAACCAAUAAUUGAUGGCGGACCAUUUAGAGACGGCGGAUAUGAGUUUGAACAGCUUCAUUUCCAUUGGGGUGAUAAUGACUCUUAUGGAUCUGAGGACAGCUUUAAUGGCAAGCAUUUUCCAAUGGAACUUCAUGUUGUCUUCUAUAAGCAAAAGUACGGAUCAUUCGAGAAUGCGACAAAUUUCAGUGAUGGACUUGCUGUGCUGGCAUUUUUCUUCAUCAUCACCCACAAGCCAAAUCCAUCGUACGUUGAAGUGACCAAAUUAUUACAACAAAUUAGUGAACCAGAUACACAAGCAGCAUUUGAAGAACCUUUAGCACUUGAAGAUUAUCUUCACACAAAUAUGAAUGAUUAUUACGUAUACAAUGGCAGCACUACGACUCCGCCAUGUCUAGAGGUCGUCACAUGGCUAGAUUUUUACGAACCAAUUCAAAUAUCACACAAGCAGCUUGGACAUUUUAGAUCAUUGAAGGAUCACGAGGGCAACUUAUUGAGUCACAAUUUUCGUCCAGUUCAGCCGAUUGGUGAUCGAAUUGUUUGGCUUACAUCUGAUAAAUUUACAUCUAAUGAGUUGGACUUGCAUGAUAAAAUUUAUGGAGAGAAAACGAAACCAACGAAGAAGUCAAAGAUGAAGAAUAAUGGACGAAUGAUCAUGUCUGGAACUACGAUUUUAUUAUCAAUGAUAGUCAUUGACUUAUUGCUGUGA